Messenger RNA from Thalassophryne amazonica, 714 nucleotides. It is a transcript of the gene myl7, whose product is annotated as myosin, light chain 7, regulatory. Gene Ontology annotation, molecular function: calcium ion binding. The coding region runs from base 62 to 580 and encodes 172 amino acids. Gene Ontology annotation, cellular component: cytoplasm; myofibril. Gene Ontology annotation, biological process: heart contraction; cardiac muscle tissue development. The transcript is spliced from 7 exons. NCBI's taxonomy places the organism in Eukaryota, Metazoa, Chordata, Actinopteri, Batrachoidiformes, Batrachoididae. The record is from RefSeq and is a predicted model, not a curated record.
GCCACACAUAAACCCACCUCACCACCACAGCCAGUCUGACAGUCAGCACACCUCCACGGGCAUGGCCAGUAAGAAGGCAUCCAAUAAGAGACAAAGGGGAGGACAGAAAGCGUCCUCCAAUGUCUUCUCCAUGUUUGAGCAGUCACAGAUACAGGAGUUCAAGGAGGCUUUUGGAUGCAUUGACCAAGACAGAGACGGUAUCAUCAAAAAACAAGACCUGAAGGAGACCUACGCUCAGCUAGGAAAGCUUAAUGUCAAAGAUGAGGAGCUGGAUGAGAUGCUUAAUGAGGGCAAGGGUCCCAUUAACUUCACCGUGUUCCUCUCUCUAUUUGGAGAGAAACUCAAUGGUACUGACCCUGAAGACACCAUACUGGCUGCCUUCAAGCUUUUUGACCCUAAUGGAACAGGUUUUGUCAAUAAGGACGAGUUUAAGCGGUUACUGAUGAACCAGGCUGAUAAAUUCACAGCAGAGGAGGUGGAUCAGGCCUUCACCCUCGCCCCCAUCGACCCAGCUGGUAACAUUGACUACAAGUCACUAUGCUACACCAUCACACAUGGAGACGAGAAGGAAGAAUCUUAACAAGCACUGCAGCGUGGUGUUUAUCAGCACCUAUAAAAUCAUCCUACUGUCACCAGCUGUCAUAAAUAAUGCAUUUGUGGUUUAAUUCAAAAGUAGUUCAUGUCAAAAUUUUGCAUUUGAAAAUAAAACAUUUU